AUGGCUGGAGAAUGUUCGGAAGAAACAGCAAAGCAUACGACUGAAUCUUUCAAGGCUUCAGACUUGAUUAUCACCCCAGCUACGACUUUCAAGGAAAAACCAGACCCCAGUGGUUUGGUAUUUGGAACUGUGUUCACUGAUAAUAUGCUGACAAUUGAAUGGUCCUUGGCUUCAGGAUGGGAGAAACCUUAUAUUAAGCCACUUGAGAACCUUUCGUUGCAUCCAGCCUCCUCAUCUCUGCAUUAUGCUAUAGAAUUGUUUGAAGGAAUGAAGGCUUACCGAGGAGUGGAUGGCAAGAUCCGCCUGUUCCGGCCAACCCUCAAUAUGGACAGGAUGGCGCGAUCAGCAAGACGAGCAAGUCUGCCAUGUUUUGACCAGAAUGAGCUGCUAGAGUGCAUUCGGAAGCUUGUGGAAGUGGAAAAGGAGUGGGUCCCAUACUCCACCGCUGCCAGCCUGUAUAUCCGUCCUACCUUAAUUGGAACUGAGCCUUCCCUUGGAGUGAAGAAGCCGACUAAAGCUCUACUGUAUGUCAUACUGAGCCCUGUGGGCCCUUACUUUGCAAGUGGAAGCUUUAAUCCAAUAUCCUUAUGGGCAGAUCCAAAAUAUGUAAGAGCCUGGAAAGGAGGAACGGGGGACUGCAAACUGGGAGGGAAUUAUGGUUCUUCUGUUUAUGCCCAGCAAGAAGCCCUGGAGUUAGGCUGCCAGCAGGUUUUGUGGCUUUAUGGGGAAGAUCACCAAAUAACUGAAGUUGGAACAAUGAAUCUGUUUCUCUACUGGAUAAAUGAAGAUGGAGAAAAUGAAUUGGCAACCCCACCUUUAGAUGGCAUCAUCCUUCCAGGAGUGACAAGACAAAGCAUUUUGGAUCUGGCACGCAAUUGGGGAGAAUUUAAAGUGUCUGAGCGAUAUAUCACCAUGAGUGACCUGACAGCUGCCUUGGAAGAGAACAGAGUAAAGGAGAUGUUUGGUGCUGGAACAGCUUGUAUCGUAUGUCCUAUCUCUAAAAUUUUAUAUAAGGGCAAGCAUUUGCACAUACCAACUAUGGAGAAUGGUCCUCAGUUAACAACCCGUUUCCUGAACAAGCUGAGUGAUAUCCAGUAUGGAAGAGAAGACAGCAAUUGGGCAGUGCUGGUGUCGUGAAGGUGGAAGAGUUCAGAACCUC
Pygoscelis adeliae (Adelie penguin) is the source of this 1159-nucleotide messenger RNA. RefSeq names its product branched chain amino-acid transaminase 1, cytosolic (gene BCAT1). Gene Ontology annotation, cellular component: mitochondrion. Lineage: Eukaryota; Metazoa; Chordata; Aves; Sphenisciformes; Spheniscidae. Gene Ontology annotation, molecular function: branched-chain-amino-acid:2-oxoglutarate transaminase activity. The record is from RefSeq and is a predicted model, not a curated record. The coding region runs from base 1 to 1137 and encodes 378 amino acids. The transcript has 10 exons. Gene Ontology annotation, biological process: L-valine biosynthetic process; L-leucine biosynthetic process.